This is a messenger RNA of Branchiostoma floridae (Florida lancelet), 586 nucleotides long. RefSeq names its product zinc finger protein OZF-like. Bases 107 to 568 code for a protein of 153 amino acids. The transcript has 2 exons. The record is from RefSeq and is a predicted model, not a curated record. NCBI's taxonomy places the organism in Eukaryota, Metazoa, Chordata, Leptocardii, Amphioxiformes, Branchiostomatidae. Gene Ontology annotation, cellular component: nucleus. Gene Ontology annotation, biological process: regulation of transcription by RNA polymerase II. Gene Ontology annotation, molecular function: DNA-binding transcription factor activity, RNA polymerase II-specific; RNA polymerase II transcription regulatory region sequence-specific DNA binding.
CACUACUUCACCCCUGACCCCUCGAUGCGACGGAAAGACCGCGCGGCUCGAGUCCCGGUUUGAGUGAGAAGAAAAAGCAUCAUUAUUCAUAUGAAACAGGUUAGACAUGACAACGGCAGGACACGGGUCUCACACUGGAGUAGGGCAGAAACGCUAUGAUGGGUCUCCCACCGGAGUUUCUCAGAUUGACUGUGACGGCAAAUCAAGUGACGCUGAAGAUCAGACAGAAGUACAAAAAGUCAACUUAAAAGACGCUGGUGUAAAACCCUUCAUGUGUAGGGAUUGUGGGUACCGGACAUUUCAAAAGUCUAGGUUAUUGGUACAUAUGAGAAUCCAUACUGGAGAAAAACCCUACAAGUGUGGCAAUUGUGACUAUUCUGCUGCACAGAAGCCCAAUUUGGACAAGCAUAUAGUGGCAAAGCACACGGGUGAAAAACCCUUCAAGUGUAACCAGUGCGAGUAUUCUGCAGGACAGAAAUCCCACCUUGACUAUCAUAUAGCAACACACAGUGGCAAUAAACCCUACAUGUGUGGGGAGUGUGGUUACAGAACAGUUCAAAAGUCUUGACUUAUCUCGACAUAUGAG